Ectocarpus siliculosus is the source of this 885-nucleotide messenger RNA. The record is from the annotation of a GenBank genome assembly. NCBI's taxonomy places the organism in Eukaryota, Phaeophyceae, Ectocarpales, Ectocarpaceae.
AUGAGUCGCACGUGCAAACUCGGGGUCUUGGCCGCGCUCGCGUUGGCUGCAGUGCCCGCAUCCGCCAGCUGCCCUUUCCUCGGUGGCCAGAAGGGCUCGCAACCCGACCUAGGCACCGGCGUGGACCGUGCCCUGAGGUCCUACGAUGACAGCUACUACUCCGGAAGCGGCGCGGACUUCUCGCGGGAGACCUACGAAGCACUCCAGGCCGACAUCACGGCCGUGUUCACGGACUCGCAGGACUUCUGGCCGGCGGACUUCGGCAACUACGCGCCGCUGAUGAUCCGCCUCGCGUGGCACUGCAACGGCAACUACCGCCAGUCGGACGGCCGCGGCGGGUGCGACGGCGGCCGGAUCCGCUUCAACCCGGAGCGCAGCUGGGCCGACAACACCAACCUCGACAAGGCGCUGACCCUGCUGCAGCCCAUCAAGCUCAAGUACGGCGACGCCGUCUCGUGGGGGGACCUCAUCACCCUCACGGGUAACGAGGCGAUCAGGUCGAUGGGGGGCCCCGUGCUUGGGUUCUGCGCCGGGAGGCUGGACGACGCCUCCGGGUUCGACAGCCUCGAGCUCGGACCCUCACCCGAGCAGGAGGCCGUCGCUCCCUGCGCCGUCAACGGGACGUGCGAGUUCCCCCUCGGCACCAGCACGGUGGGGUUGAUCUACGUGAACCCGGAGGGGCCCCUCGGUGUUCCCGACCCCGCCGGCAGCGCUGCCGAUAUCCGUGACGUGUUUGGGCGCAUGGGCAUGAACGACAGCGAGACCGUGGCUCUUAUCGGCGGAGGGCACGCGUUCGGCAGAAGUACAGCACGGGUUGUUGCUGACGAAAAGGAUCUCUACAAUGUCGGUCAGCGCGUGCCCGUGCCCAUGCUGUUUCACAUCUAG